UCUCUCUCUCUCCAUCUCUCUCACUCCCACUCACCCUAUCUCUUUCUCGCUCCCUGUGUGACUCAUUCGCUCUCGACCUCACAUGCAGCCUCACGGAUCUCCUGUGUUAACAGGGCUGGAGAGGAGACCUGCCUUCCCCAGAAGUUCUGAAGUGGCACACCCUCUGAACCAAGAAGAGCCACAGCCAUUCACUGAAUCCAAGGACCUGAGUAUCAAGGAAGAGUAGCAUAGAAUGUUCUGUUCUUAGGAAUGGGCUUCCACAGAUGACAGAAGAAAAAGAAUGGAAUUAUAACUUGGAUAGCAGUGCUUGAGAACCUGAGUUCGUGAAUCGGUUCCUCACAUCCUCCCAUUAUACUGACUCCGUUCAUCUUGAAAUAAUGUUUACCUAUUAUUCAAGGUUUACUCAGUUUGGACUGUGCUUACAUUUCACAGAAAAUUCAACGUUUUUUAAAUAACACUACUAUUAAUGAACGUACAUCAUUUUAGAAAAGUGAGGCGGUCAACAAAUUCAACAAAUUCCAGGCCUGUCAUCUGACCAGAGGCUUUUCCCCCAUUUUAUGGAGGUCUCACGUAGUCAAGUAAGUACUGGGGAGAAGUCUGGAGGUGCAGUACAUCCUCAAGAAGAGUCUUCACUCAGCAACUCAGAACAACCAUCUUACUCUCCACAACAGCAGCAAACACCGUGCUCCCAGAAGCAGUAUGGAUCACCUCGUCCCAAACAGACAAAGCGAUUUCGUCACGAGAGGAAGCGGUUCAGGCUACAGAAGAAGAACGUCCAGGAAACGGAUGCUCCCGAGAGGGAGAAAUCGACAUGGGCUUCUGGGAGUUCUGAAAGCACAGCGUCUGCUUCUGGUGGGAAGGCCACUGAAGUCUCAUCUUCAACAACAUCAGCACUAACUUGCUCCGUGGAGGCCCAAGAAAGCACACCGAAACAAAAACGUGAGCGUAAACCUCAGAAGCCGGGAAAGUAUGUAUGCACCUACUGUGGCCGUGCCUGUGCUAAGCCCAGUGUUCUACAGAAACACAUACGAUCCCACACUGGAGAGAGACCUUAUCCUUGUGCGCCAUGUGGUUUUUCCUUCAAAACCAAGAGCAACCUUUAUAAGCACCGGAAAUCCCACACCCAUAGGGUGAAAGCUGGCCUGGCGUCAGGGAUGGAAGGACCAGGUGUGAGUUGCCCAGAAGAGCCAGUUACAGAAUCAGAUGAAGAAUCUGGUCAGACAUCCUCAUCGUUUACUGUUAAAAAUCAAGGGAUGAUAUCGUCUCAAAGAACUUCUUGUACAGAAGUAUCCCCUAAAGUGCAGUCACAAGAGAUGGAGCAUUCCCAUGCUGUCAAAAAGAGAUUAGCGAUGAGGCUUAGCAGAGGAAGACAGGCUCCUGUGAGCUCAUCUGAUGAGGCUGCCUCAUCAUGUGGGCUAGGCAGCAAAGGCAGCACAGAAUCUGGCUAUUUCUCUCGCUCUGAGAGCACAGAUGUGUCUCAGGACAGUCCGCCGAACACAAGUGCCAAAACCUAUGCUGAGGUCAUCCUUGGCAAAUUUGGCCGCCUCGGCCAUUUACAGAGAUCUGCUCGUCAUCAGCAUGAACACUCUGGAGGACAGGAGACGAGGACCAUCCCUUUCACAGUGCCUAAAAAGCAAGUCAUUGACCACAUCACCAAGCUCAUCACCAUCAAUGAAGCAGUCGUAGACACAAGCAAGAUCGAUAGUGUUAAGCCCAGAAGGUUUUCUCUCUCCAGAAGGAGCAGCGUGGAAUCAAAGGCAUCUCUUUCCAAAGAAACACUCCUUCAUAGUGCGAAGGAUAUUGAAAUUAGUCCAAAAAGCAGUGGGUCCAUCACCCUUGGGGUUCCGUGCGAGAAAUUCCAGCACCACUCCCUCAGUAUCAGCCAACCAGCUGACCUUUCAUCCACUGUUCCUCUUAUGAGGAGUCACUCCUUACCUUUGGAAGCAAGUGCUGCAUCCACUGCUAGUUCGCGUAGCCUUCGUCUCAGCCAGUCAUUUGAAGAACAACAGCCAGCUCAGAGUCGGCGGCAUGGUGUGCUUAGACGCCAGCCUGCCAUCGAACUGCCCAUAGGUGCGGAAAUUGCUACCGAGGAACAGCUCAGUUCGAGCUCACCUCUUCAUCUCUCAGUCUCUACGGUGCCUGAAUGUAAGCAAAAACAUUUAGAACCAUUUGAGUGUAAAGCAUGUGGAAUUGCUUGCAACAGCUGGGAAAAAUACAAAACACAUAAGCACCACCAAUGCUUAGCCCGUCUAUCUCAACAACUUGAAAUUCCUGCAUGUCACGCAGAGGAACAUGGAUCGCUUUAUAAAACCCGACCUGGUGCUUUAGCAAUACGAAAGAGAAGAAAGGAAGAGAGCCUAGAACUCGAUGAUCCUACUUUAUCACCAGUUUCCAUUCCAUCUACAUUUACACCACCACAAGGAUCUAUUGCAACAUGUGAAAAGUCCACUAUAGAAUCUAUUGCAUCCUCACAAGUCCAUGACAAGGAGAGUGCUCUUAAAGGAGUGUCUGUGAUACAGCAUACUAGUUUAUUUGAUAAACAGGAACCAAUUUUGAGAACUCAAGGUGCAUAUGAGGCUACUAAAGACAAACUUUUGUCUUGUGAUCUACACCAAGCUUUCACUGACUCUCACUCGAAGGAACAGACAGCAAAGCCAGCCUUCCGUAAGCUUGUACGUCAACACAAUGUUCAAGUGCCAGAGAUUUUGGUCACAGAAGAUACAAACACCAACCUGCCAGUGUCACCGGAUGUCUCUGAUAUCAAAGAGACAGAAAAAGUUGGGGACUUCCAGUGGCCCCAGAGAAGCCCGACACUGGCCCAACUUCCUAUUGAGAAGUUGCCACCAAAAAAGAAGAGACUUCGCCUUGCAGAGGCAGCACAGUCAUCUGGUGACUCGAGUUUUGAAUCAUUAUCAUUACCUCACAGUCCAACUCAAGAGAGUUCUAUGUCUCACACAUCCAGUUAUUCCACCUCACACGAAGAAUCUGUCAAAAAUGAUGUAGACAGGAUGUCAUCCAGAAGGUCGAGAGCUCCUCAUACUUUGACAAUCCCUACAGGUCCUCACCAGCCUCAUAGAGAGAUGCGACGUUCUGCCUCAGAGCAAGCCCCUCACGUUCCUCAGCAGACAAAUCCCACCAUUGAAGCCAGGAGUAAGUCCUUUGAUUAUAGCUGUCUGUCCCCUGACCGCACACCUGCAGGCUGGAGGGAAAGGCGCAAAUGCCUCCUGUUAAGGCAUUCUGUCGUAAGAGAGCCAGAGGAAGAGGACCCAACCCCGAAACCAGCUCCUAAUGUAAACUCCCCUUCGGCAAGUACCAGCAUUUCCCCAAGAAAUGGCCCUGACACUACUCAGUCCCCUGGGCCGUCUACGUCCCAUAACGUGUCUUUAGGCAAUACAGUGCGUCCUUCAUUCUCUCACACACGUGCCAGUCAGUGGCAGCUGAAUCAGCCCCCUGGUGUCUCAGAGAAUGUCUUGGUGGGCCAAAAUGUUCCAGAUAAUGUACUGCAGGUCACCACCCUGGUCCAUACUGACCCCCAUACAGUCAUGGAAAGUCCACAGUGUCCAUCAGGUGCUGCAAGAGCGCAUUACUCCUCAGUGUCCACAGGUCUUAAGCUUGAGAUCCCCAUAGAGGAAAACGUUGGGGAAUCAGCUUCAAGUGUUCACUCAGCACACCUUCCCCACUGUCUUCAUUACCAGCAUUUACAUCAUAACAUUAAUCCGAGCCAAGAGCUGUUGAGGCCCGUCGGUAUGCAAAGAGUACCAGUUCGCCUCCAUUCAGACUUACCUUGUCAUGCCAGUGCUGUCUACACUACGCUGUCCCAGGCAGUGGCUGCAAGAUCUCAGGAUACCAGCUGCUCUGGUGUGAGAUUAGAUUCUACAACAUCCAAAUUUGAUUUCAGGGAGCAGCAGUCAGUUUCUGAGGGUUCCAAGUCCUGCGGUUCAGGGGGGAACAAGCGAGUGCUGUCCCCUACAAGCAGCGUGGAGUUCAGCCAAGAGAGUCAACAACAGAAACGAGUGAAGGAGGAGGAAGAGGAGGAAGAGGAAGAGGAGGAGGACAAAGACAAUGCAAAGAACAGCGCCGAGAGUUUGAUUGGCAGCAAAACAGAGGGUCCGAUGUGUGCUCAAAGUCCCGUUGUCCCAACAUGCAAAAAAGAUGCUUCGUUUCCUUCUCUUUACACAGACCUUACAUUCAGCUGGUGCUAUCUAAACUACAUCAAGCCAAAUCCAUCUGCCCAAAGUGACAACCAAAAUUCCGUCUAUUCUUCUUGGUGCAUAAGCCCUCGGAACCCCAACCCUCCAGGCCUAACCAGCAAGGAAGUACUUUCCUUACUGUGCUGCAAGCAGAGACAAACUUCUUUCACCUACACUAUGGCAGCCAUGCCGCCUUCUGUAGUGGAGAAACCAGACGUUCUGGACUCCAGGGAUCCAAAGGUAUCUGAGGUACAUGCCACUCAGUCCACAGACUCCACAGAGGUCCAGCAAGCUGAGCAGACGGAGCAAGAAGCAUCACCAAAGAGGGAGAGAGGGGAGGAAGUGCUGUCUACCUCCACGUACGAUGAGGUCCCGCGGGUGCAGAUCUGUGAAGGAGGCUACAGGUCCAGCGAGGAGUACGUGUACGUGCGUGGCCGCGGGAGGGGCCGCUACGUGUGUGAGGAGUGCGGCAUCCGCUGCAAGAAGCCCAGCAUGCUGCGCAAGCACAUCCGCUUGCACACCGAUGCCCGGCCCUACGUCUGCCAGCACUGUAACUUCGCCUUCAAAACCAAAGGGAAUCUGACCAAACACAUGAAGUCGAAGGCCCAUGGGCAGCGCUGUCCUGAAGGGACGACUCCAGGCCCUGUGCUGUGCGAGCUGGAGACUGAGGAAGGAGGUGGCGAUGGUGAGUGCGCGGUUGUGACGGCAGUUGCCGAGGAGCACCAGUUCUCCGACGCUGAUGACGCCGACGAGGAAGAGGAUGACGACAACGAGGAAGCUGAAGAGGAAGCGUCUCGCUCUUCUGCCUCCUCCGCGAGCCGCUCUCUCUCGGGCGAAGACCGAGGUCCUCGGACGGCGUCCAGGGCCACGGCCUGGGCCAGGCAGCCUUCCAGUCUGAGUCCUGCCAAGCCAGACCGCUGCAGGGGGGUAGCCUCUCCCAGCACACCUGCCCUCGCAGGCGUGUCCUCGUCCCCCAUACGCAGUGUCUCACCCGGCUUGCACCUGUCCCCUGCUCUUCCCCGGUCCCCUGGACGGGAUCCGUCCCCGUUGCGAUGCCUCUCUCCCAGACUGAGUCUCUCGCCAUCCCCCUGCCAGUCUUCCCUGUCCCCAUCGAGUCAGUCGGUCUCACCUUUCUCAGCGAAGCACCCGUCCCCGGUCCGCGCUCUGUCCCCCAUGCGGCCCGGUUCCCCAAGCGGUCCACUGAGCUCUGUCGUUGGGGCCUGUGUGAUGGUUCAGCACCGAGCCUACAGACGCAGAGACGCAGCCAAGUGCUCACCCAACAGGUUCAAACCAAAAGCCAAGCUGGAGAAUACUUGCAGCACUCAGAGGAGGGGCUGUCAGCCACAGUCUCCUCCCCGAGGGCUCGUCUCCAGGCAGGGGCCAGCCAGGGAGGGCCAGCGAGUGCUCAGCCACCUGCCCCUGCACUCCCAGCCGCUGGGCGUGAGCGCAGGCCUCAGCCUCAUGAUCCCCAUAGGGGGGAUCCAGAUGGUCCAGUCUCGCUCUGCUCUCCAGGCCCGGCGGCCAGGGCUCAACUCCCCCGCCACCCAGGUGACCCUCCUGGCAUCGGGCAGGGAGAGAGACGCGAGGGGCAGCCCUCCAACCGAGGCCCAGCAACGCGGCCCCGCCCGCGCCGCACGGAACCAAACAUCUGUGACGUGCCAGUCAGGGGAAGAUAAAAAGAGGGAAGCUCCGAGCGCUCCCCUGACGACCUGGAAGUGCAUAUCACAGCGGAAAGAGAGGAAGCGAGGGGCCGCCUGUCGCACGAUCCCCCUCACCCACUUCCACAAAGGCGCGCCGAUCAGGCGGAACGCGCAGACGCCCUCGGACAGCGUGGCCGUGCCCAAGAGCUCUUGGAGUGAAAGGGCCUCUUCCAUAUCAAGUAACAGAGAGAACUCUUUAAGAGAAAAGGCUCUAGCGCCAGUAUCUGGGACAAAUACAGGGAAGGUGGACAGAAUACCUUAACAUUAACCGCACCAAAAUCAUCUAUGCCCCAUCUGAGCACUUGGGAAUUAUUCCCCUUUCCAUGUAAUUAUGUACAUAUGUAAAUGCAUCAUAUAAAUGUAUGUAUAUUGUUCUCUAUCUGUACUCUAUAAUCAU
This is a messenger RNA of Electrophorus electricus (electric eel), 6287 nucleotides long. It is a transcript of the gene hivep3a, whose product is annotated as HIVEP zinc finger 3a. Gene Ontology annotation, molecular function: DNA-binding transcription factor activity, RNA polymerase II-specific; RNA polymerase II cis-regulatory region sequence-specific DNA binding. Gene Ontology annotation, cellular component: nucleus. Lineage: Eukaryota; Metazoa; Chordata; Actinopteri; Gymnotiformes; Gymnotidae. Gene Ontology annotation, biological process: regulation of transcription by RNA polymerase II. The record is from RefSeq and is a predicted model, not a curated record.